ACUUUUAGUGCUACCCAUGGAGCUGUAGCUAGCAUUUCCAUUAGCAUCACCAUUUCUUCUCUCCCUCUCUAAGAAUAUAUAACACACACACACACGACACACCACAACACAAACACAAGCAGUCUCACAAAACACCAAAUCUCAUCUUCAUCAUCGUCAUCAAUCAUAGCCCGCUCUUUCUCUCUCUAAAUCUCUCCCAAUUCUCUCUCCCUCUCGAUCUAUGAAUCAUUCCAAUCCGUUAUUCCCUUUGGAUUUCGAUUCAGAUUAAUAAAAUUCAAUCAAGUUGGAUCCUCAAUCAUUCAAACGAAUGGAAGCGUUGGUGGAUGAAUCUUGCUCGGUCUGAAAGAAUAAGAGAAGAGAAAAAAUGCCAGCGUUAGAGCAUGGGAAUCACCAAUUCAGUAGUAAUGGCUCAUCGCUAUCGAAUGGAUUUUGGUCCAGGAAUCGUGACGAUGUUAGCUACAAUCAGCUCCACAAGUUCUGGUGUGAGCUGCCACCACAGGCUCGGCAGGAACUCUUGAGGAUAGACAAGCAAACCCUUUUUGAGCAGGCGCGAAAAAAUAUGUACUGCUCCAGGUGCAAUGGGUUGCUCCUUGAAGGCUUUUUGCAGAUUGUUAUGUAUGGGAAAUCUCUGCAGCAAGAGGGAGCGACCGUUCACUUUCCUUGCAGCAUACCUGGAGGUUUGACAAAUCAAAAUACCGGUGGAUCAUCCGUCAUUAAUGUUGUCCAGGAAGAAAUUCAAGAUCCAACUGUCCAUCCUUGGGGAGGUUUGACCACAACGCGUGAGGGUUCACUGACACUAAUGGACUGUUACUUGUAUUCAAAAUCUCUGAAAGGACUGCAAAUUGUAUUUGAUGGCGCACGUGCAAGGGAGCGGGAAAGAGAACUGCUUUAUCCUGAUGCCUGUGGGGGAGGAGGCCGUGGUUGGAUAAGCCAAGGAAUAGUUAGUUAUGGCAGAGGGCAUGGGACAAGAGAAACCUGUGCCCUGCACACUGCCCGACUUUCAUGUGAUACACUGGUGGAUUUUUGGUCUGCACUUGGAGAGGAGACAAGACAAUCACUUUUAAGGAUGAAGGAAGAAGAUUUUAUUGAGAGACUCAUGUACAGAUUAUAGGACAAUUGAGCUGUUGGCUUGAAGUUUAAAAGUUGAAUGUUGGAGCUCUACCAUGGACAUGGAUUUCCAAAGUGGAUCAGCAGCAUACAACGAAUGCAGUUUGAUAGCAAGAGAUUUUGCAGGGAUUGUAGAAGAAACGUUAUUCGAGAAUUCAAGGAACUAAAAGAGCUCAAACGAAUGCGCAGAGAACCUCGUUGUACCAGCUGGUUUUGUGUUGCUGAUACUGCCUUCCAAUAUGAGGUAUCUAUUGACUCAAUUCAGGCUGAUUGGCGCCAGACAUUUGGAGAUGCUGUGGGUUCGUAUCAUCACUUUGAGUGGGCUGUGGGGACAACUGAAGGGAAAUCUGACAUUUUGGAAUUUGAAAAUGUUGGAAUGAAUGGGUGUGUCCAAGUCAGUGGCCUUGAUCUUGGUGGUUUAAGUGCGUGCUUCAUCACCCUCCGAGCUUGGAAGCAAGAUGGACGCUGCACUGAACUUUCUGUUAAAGCCCAUGCAUUAAAGGGUCAACGGUGUGUACAUUGUAGGCUAUUUGUAGGAGAUGGUUAUGUUACAAUCACAAAAGGGGAAAGUAUGAGAAGAUCCUUUGAGCAUGCUGAAGAGGCAGAAGAAGAGGAUGAUGAUGAUUUGAUGGACAAAGAUGGAAAUGAGCUUGAAGGAGAAUGUUCCCGUCCUCAAAAGCAUGCAAAGAGCCCAGAACUUGCUCGAGAAUUUCUUCUAGAUGCUGCUACUGUUAUAUUUAAAGAACAGGUUGAAAAGGCUUUCAGAGAAGGAACAGCACGCCAAAAUGCGCACAGCAUAUUCGUUUGUCUUGCACUAAAACUUCUGGAAGAGCGAGUUCAUGUAGCAUGCAAAGAAAUCAUUACUUUAGAAAAGCAGAUGAAACUUCUUGAAGAAGAAGAAAAGGAAAAGCGUGAAGAAGAAGAACGUAAGGAGAGGAAAAGGACCAAAGAAAGGGAGAAAAAACUGCGGAGAAAGGAAAGACUAAAAGAAAAGGAGAGAGAUAAAGAAAGAAAGUGUUUGGAAUCAGUUGAUGUUCCUGGAUCUCAUGAAGUCUGGAAGGAAGAAUUGUCUCCAGCUGCUGAUAUAGAGCAAAGUAAUUCUAGUAGAUGCAGGAAUUCAAUCAUUGUAACAGAGGGUGAUUAUCCUAAAAUUCAAGAUGAAGACUUAUCUAGAGAAUGUAGUACUUUGAGAACAGAAGACCACUCUUAUGAUGAUUCUGCUGGAGACAUUACAAAUGCACAAGACCACUCUUAUGUUGAUUGUGAUGGAGACAUUGCAAAUUCACAAGACAGGAAUAAUACUUCUACAGUCGAACAAUCAAAGUUUUAUCGUCAAAGAUUUAGAUUUAGGAAAGAAUUUCAACUGGAUGCACCUAUGAAGUGGUCUGACAGGCGCCAUAAUGCAAUUGUUUCAGAAAAUAAUAUAAUGGUUGGAAGAUCAGAGCAAAGACACUACGGAGAUAACUUUGGGACUUCUUCCAGGGGAAUCAAUGGAUUAAACAGGCAGUCAAGAAUAAAUGUUGCAAAAUCCAGUGGUAGAAAUAUCAGUCACAAGUGCAGUGAGAAGUUCUAUAGUUCCAACGGCCGGAUGAGUGACAGAUAUGAUUUCCAUUCAUGCAGUUGUAGCCUGAAUAAUAGACUGAAUAGAGUUAGUUGGGAGACAAAACCAGCUAAUAAGUCUGAAUCUAUGGUAGAUACAUCUAAGCAGUUUUAUCGUGGUAGCAAGUAUAAUCAUGUAGACUUCAUGCAUGAGUGUAAUGGAAGACCCAAAAGCAGAGUCAUUGCAGGGAACAAUCCUGGUAGGGAUUUGCCUCAAACAAAGAAAGUUUGGGAACCUUUGGAGUCACACAAGAAGUAUGCUUGUAGUAAUUCAGAUUCUGAUGUUACAUUAGGGUCCACAGGUCAAGGAUUUCAAUUUGAUCCAAUGAGGUCAUCUAUUGAUGAGGUUGAUGAUUCAGGUCAAAUUGAAGAUGGGGAUAGUAAUUUGAAGAGAAAUGGAAUGGCUGAAAGUUGUCAGAAUGAUCUUUAUACUGAAGCUGAAGGAUCUUGCAGCUCCACAGAAAUUGCAUCUGAGGAACCUGGAAUUUGUCUGAUAAGUGGCACUGCCUUGAACAAUUCUUCUGAUCCCUGUCAAGGUAGCACUUCUAGUUCAGAUAACUGCUCAUCAUGCCUUAGCGAAGGUGAUAAUAAUACAACCUCUUCAAAUCGUGAAAAUACAGAAUCCUCAAUGUCGGAUUCUGAAGAUGCUAGCCAACAAUCUGAAGUGAGAGAUAGUUCAACCUGCAUUGACAAUGGCCUGUCUAGCUCUCAUGAAGCUGGGAUUGAGAAAAUUCAUUAUGCAAAUGAUGAGGGUUUUGUGAGCAGGUCUGUAUUUGGUCCACCAUUGGAUGAAGCAGGAGGUGAUGCAUUGGGGAAUCCUGUGGUGAAAAUAGGCCAUAAUUUUGAUGACAGUUUUUCCUCCACUAAUAUGUGUUCUCAACCUCAAAGCAUACGUCCUCCAGUACCAAACCAAAACUUACAGUUUCCAGUGUUCCAGACUCCUUCAGCAAUGGGUUAUUACCAUCAAAAUCCAGUUUCAUGGCCAGCUGCUCCCACAAAUGGGUUGAUAUCCUUUCCACACCCAAAUCACUAUUUAUAUGCUGCCCCUCUUGGAUAUAGCUUAAAUGAGGACCCAAACUUCUGCUUGCAAUAUGGUGCCUUAUCUCAACCAACACCCCUAUUUAACCCCACUGCUAUUCCAGUUUAUCAGCCAGUUGCCAAAGCUAAAGGAUUAAAUACAGAGGAACUGACUCUAAUGUCCAAGCCAGCAUCCGUGCAAGGAUAUCUUAAUGGGUCUACUGUAGAAGGGGUUGCUCCAGCCGGAACUAAUUCAAAAAAAGCAGCAUUGAAUGGGGAAGUUGGUCAUGGUAAUUCUGCGAAGUUACAAGACAGUGGUUUUUCCCUGUUUCAUUUUGGUGGUCCUGUAGCCCUUUCAACUUGUCGUAAACCAGCUACUGAAUCUCCAAAUGAUGACAACGUUGGAGAUUUUAACCCAAGAGCUUCAACAGAUCAAGCUGAGAAAGAUCAUGGUUGCAAUAAAAAAGAGAGCGGUAUCAUAGAAGAGUACAACUUGUUUGCGGCAAGUAAUACCUUAAGGUUUUCAAUUUUCUAAAAUGAAAUUGGAAGUAUAAGGUGGCUGUUGUGGAAUUCAGUCCCUAUCUUCAUGUGGUAAUGGAGGUUUGAGUUCCUUGUAAUUCGGUAAACAAUAAGCUUCCUUCUGCAAUUUCUAUUUGGCCUACAGUUUUAUUAGUUGAUUGUUGCCCAACUUGUCCCUAUUUUCCCUUUGAUGUAGAGAAAGAUUGCGAGUGCCGGUAUCUUGAAGAGUUGUUUUUUUUCCGUGUGAGAUCAUAAUCCCCGCCCCCCAGCCCCCGGAAAAACCUUUUUCUUUAUAGUUUCACAGAAGCAUUUGUUCGUGGCAAUUUUUGUCUUUGUCAUGCGGCAACCAAAGCUGCUUCAUAAUCAUAAUGGAAGCUGUACUGGGGAUUUUGUGUGAACUUAUCAAUGUGAUUAAAGUGUUAUA
Messenger RNA from Abrus precatorius (Indian licorice), 4666 nucleotides. RefSeq lists its product as uncharacterized. Bases 1148 to 4258 code for a protein of 1036 amino acids. The record is from RefSeq and is a predicted model, not a curated record. The transcript has 9 exons. Lineage: Eukaryota; Viridiplantae; Streptophyta; Magnoliopsida; Fabales; Fabaceae.